This is a messenger RNA of Penicillium soppii, 330 nucleotides long. RefSeq lists its product as uncharacterized. The record is from RefSeq and is a predicted model, not a curated record. The transcript is spliced from 2 exons. Bases 1 to 330 code for a protein of 109 amino acids. Lineage: Eukaryota; Fungi; Ascomycota; Eurotiomycetes; Eurotiales; Aspergillaceae.
AUGCGUCUGCGAUGGCGCGCGGCACGUACGGCACUCGGACCGAUCGGGUUGUUGAACCCAGCCGGAGUUGUCCCCAGCAAGGAUCACCCAAGAGGAGAAGAUGAUUCGAAAGUGCGCUCCGUUACGGACACUCGUUUGCAUGGUCCUAUAAUGUCUUCGACCCUGCCCAAGCCUGCACGAAAGAACAAAAAGGGUUCAGGCGUGAACUCCACCAAGAACACUAUCGCAACUGGUCCUAUAAGGGCUGGGACUAGACCUGUUUCCUCUGAUAUAGUUCAGAUUGACGGUAUCCCAAAAAGCAAGACAGAGUCAUAUACGGGAAAAUUGUGA